AUGAAUUUCAAUCAAGACGGUAUUGAAGAUUAUGAGGAGACUGUGUGUGCCUUGACAGGCAUGGGGUCUUAUUCUUAUACACCCAACAAGCUGGAUUUGGACUUAAAAAAUUAUCUCAGUCCACCAGCCAUGUCGUCUAUUAAAGAGCCACCCACUUUGGAGCUGAAAGAGUUGCCUAGUCAUUUGAGGUAUGUGUUCCUGGACAGCAGGAAUACACUACCUGUUAUUAUUGUGGAUGAAUUAGGAGAUUUCUUUGAGCUAUGUUUGGUGAACCAGAGUAGGUCCUUUCAGUGGUGUGAGGAGUUUGAUCGUGUGCUUAAUUGGGAGAAAUGUCACUUUAUGAUGAAGGAGGGCAUCAUUCUUGGACAAAAAAUUUUAGAAAAGGGGAUUGAAGUUGAUCGAGCCAAAGUUGAGGUUAUAAAGAAGCUUCCACCUCCUAUUUCAGUGAAGGAGGCAUUCGAAUGCCUUAAAGGAAAGCUGGUUGAGGCCCCUAUCAUUUUUGCACCAGAUUGGUCAAAAUCGUUAGAGAUUAUGUAUGAUGCAAGCGAUAGUAUUAUUAGACAGUGCAUCCCAGAAGUAGAUAUGUUGAGUAAACUGGAAGCGAUUCAUGCUUCCCCAGUUGAAGGUCUCCAUACAGGUGAUCGGACUGCAAGGAAAGUGCUUCAGAGUGGCUACUAUUGGCCCUCUUUGUUCAAAGAUGCCUAUGAGUUUAUGAAGAGGUGUGACCAAAGUCAAAGGCAAAGGUCCAUCUCAAAGCACCAUGAGAUGCUAAUGUCAAAAAUGCUAGAGGUUGAGGCAGUGGCUCUAGCAGAUAGCGAAGGAAAAAGAGUAGUUGCAUUCUCGAGGAGAAACAUCUUCUCUCGCUUUGGGGUACCACGUACCAUUAUCAAUGAUGGAGGAUCACACUUUUCCAACAAAAUGUUCAGAGCUACCUUGGCAAAAUAUAGAGUUAAGCAGCAUAAAGUGGCUACACCAUACUACCCGCAAACCAAAGGGCAGGUAGAAAUCUCUAAUCGAGAAAUCAAAGCUAUCCUUGCCAAGACUGUAAAUGAUAGUAGAAAGGAUUGGUCUAGGAAGCUGGAUGAUGCCUUAUGGGCAUAUCAAACAGCAUUCAAGAGACCAAAUGGCAUGUCACCAUACCAAUUGGUUUAUGGCAAGAUGUGUCAUUUGCCAAUUAAACUGGAGCAUCAAACUCUGUGGGCACUGAAUAAGCUUCAUCUGAAAUGGAAUGAGGCAGCGGAUAUGAGAAUAGGGUAG
Molecule: messenger RNA, 1257 nt
Organism: Capsicum annuum
Lineage: Eukaryota; Viridiplantae; Streptophyta; Magnoliopsida; Solanales; Solanaceae
Exons: 5
Coding region: 1-1257 (418 amino acids)
Biological process (GO): DNA integration
Molecular function (GO): nucleic acid binding
Source: RefSeq, a predicted model, not a curated record